CAUUUAGCAGCGAUUCAAACGCAUUCAACAACACACAAGACAUCAGCCGAAAGAGCAGUAUGAAGCAAGCUUUAAUUAUUGUCACCGCUGCCUUGCUGCUAGUGCAGCUCGUGCACACUUUGCCACAUAAUAAGCGUGAAGCCGUCGCUACUGCCGACUCAUCCGAAGAUAACAGCCCAAAGAUGAUACUUUUGGUUUACACUCUUACCGAGAUAACUAGACUUUCGAAGUGGGCGCUUGAUAAUGGUGUCGUUGUAAUUAAGAAUACUAUCAACGAAUUAAACGAACUGCCAGUUAAGGAUGAGCUACUACAAGCAAAUAUUACUCGCAUGGCCACGGUUGUUAAGGAAAUCUCUGAUCUCUCACUGAGCGAGGAGGAUCCGGAUAGUUUAUUGAAACUUUUCACAAGCAUGAUGAAUUUCGCCAACAUGUUGGGCGAUUACCAGUCCAUGCCGGAAGAUUCUAAAUUGAAGCUUACGCUGAAGACAGCUUUGGAAAGUAAUGGUUUUAACAAAUUCGACAAAGAAUUUGAAAAUAAAAUGGUCGAUUUUGCUGGCAAAUUUGACAAAGCAUUUGGUGAAUACGUGCAGGCUUUGAGCCCAGCUGAAAAAGAAAGCGAGAGCAAAUUGCUAAAGUGGUUUGAUGAAUAUAAGACUGAAACUGACGAUGAUAAGAAACUGGAUAAAUUCGGUGAAUUCUUCGAUAUUCUGAAUUAAGUUUAAGUAAAAAUGUUGCGAAAUAAAAUUGAAUAGGAGAUUGUGGUAUGACUAACAUCUCA
Ceratitis capitata (Mediterranean fruit fly) is the source of this 778-nucleotide messenger RNA. RefSeq lists its product as uncharacterized. The record is from RefSeq and is a predicted model, not a curated record. The transcript is spliced from 2 exons. Bases 60 to 716 code for a protein of 218 amino acids. NCBI's taxonomy places the organism in Eukaryota, Metazoa, Arthropoda, Insecta, Diptera, Tephritidae.